This is a messenger RNA of Hypoxylon trugodes, 1599 nucleotides long. RefSeq lists its product as uncharacterized. The record is from RefSeq and is a predicted model, not a curated record. The coding region runs from base 59 to 1501 and encodes 480 amino acids. Gene Ontology annotation, molecular function: FAD binding. The transcript has 2 exons. NCBI's taxonomy places the organism in Eukaryota, Fungi, Ascomycota, Sordariomycetes, Xylariales, Hypoxylaceae.
CAUCAUAUCUUAUUUCUGCUAAAUCUUACAAAAUUGUCACUUUCACCAUAUCUAUGUCAUGGCAUCUAUAAUACCCAAACCAUCAUAUCCUGUAGUGACUUCAUUGAUCGAGGCCGGACUGCACGUCCUGACACCUACGGACCCCGACUAUGUAUCCCGCGAGGAGUCAUACUGGUCGAAAACUGCCAAGUUAGGGCCUAUCUGCAUCGUUCAACCAAAGACUCCCGAUGAGGUUUCUCAAACAUUGAAUGUUUUGGUAGCUGCCCAGGAGAAAUUCGCUAUCCGUGGUGGCGGACAUUCUCCAGGGGUAGGAACUAAUAACAUCACUGGUGGUGUAACGAUUGAUCUCGGCCUUAUGGACAAGAACUACCUAGGCAAUGAUGCGAAAACAGUGACAAUUGGCGCCGGGGGAAGAUUUAAGAACGUAUAUCAAGAAUUAGCUAAACAUGGGCUCGCAGCCGUGGGUAGCAGAGAGGGAAAUGUUGGCGUUGGGGGCUUUAUCCUUGGUGGGGGUAAUUCGUGGUUCACAUCACGAUAUGGUUGGGCAUGCGACAACGUCGUUGCUUAUCAGAUCGUACUGGCGGACGGUCGCAUUAUCACGGCAGACAAGGACAACCAUUCGGAUCUAUUCCAGGCUCUAAAGGGUGGAUCCAAUAAUUUCGGUAUUGUAACCAACUUCACCAUAAAGACCGUACCCUGUUCCCAAGUUUGGGGUGGUGUCGCUGUCAGCCCAAAAGAAGCGAUACCCCAACUCAUCGAUGUAACUUGGAACUUCACGGAGGACGUACCACAGUAUCGAGACAGCAACCUCAUAGUGGUCCUUGGCUAUUUUCCCGAUUUCAAAGACAAUGUUGCAUCUACAGCUGUGCUGGACACGCGGGGGGUUGAGAACGGCCCUGCAUACGAGCACUGGGCUAAGCUGCCGAAAAUCGCGGAUACCGUCAAGCCUACCACUAUUUUCAACAUGUCAACUGACAUGACAUUACCACCUAAAUACCAUGAUGCAUGGUUUACCUUGUGCUUUAAGAAUGAUAGACGUAUCAUGGCUAAGGCUUCCGAGGUACACAGCAGUAUGGUUGAAGAGUUGAAGGCUCACGUCCCCGAUGGCGACUUCCUUACGCAAUGCAUCUUCCAACCAGUCCCGACCCUAUUUGCCCAAAACUCCCUCGCAUCUGGAGGCAACGUUCUGGGCAUCGAACGGAACAAGGAAAACUGUAUUCUGUUUCAGAUUUCAACUAUGAUGAAGACACCAGAACAGCUGGCCUUCGCCUAUGCGAAAUUGAGCGCGUGUGUUGAAACCGUAAAACAAUAUGCGGCUUCGGUCGAUGGAUUAACCGAAUGGAACUACAUGAAUUAUGCAGACAAGUCGCAAAAUGUUCUCUCGAGCUAUGGAGCCGAUAACGUGAAAAAGAUGAAGGAUGUGGCCGCUAAGUACGAUCCUCAGCAGGUAUUCCAGAAGUUGUGUCCGGGUGGAUGGAAGAUCUCGGAUGUUUCAUUGUAAAAGAAUGGUCACGAAAAUUAUAGGAUUAAAAGUCGACUUUUAAGCGAAGAACUGCAUAUAUAUGUUGCAAUUUCGAAUAUAAAUAACAUCAUAUUUGA